AUGAAGCUGAAAUCUACUUUGUGGAUAUUUGUGACAGUUUUGACACUUUCUGUUGCUCAAAAUGAUCGAUUUAUGGCGUCACGUCAGCAAUUUGCAUUGGAGUUGUUCAAGAACACCCAAUCGACAUCAAACAUGCUCAUUUCGCCAUUAUCUAUUGACUUUGUACUCCAUCUCAUGUUCCUUGGAUCAACAAAAAGUACAACAACUGAAAUGAAAAAUGGACUUGGAUAUCCGAAGAGUUUUAAUGCAAAAGCGAUUGAAUUAAAUUUACAAAAGUGGUCAGCAGAUAUAAAAAUGAUUAAUGGAGUCGAAGUUGCAACCAAAAUCUACGUCAACAACACACUCGCCAUCAAAAACAGCUACAAACUGUCAAUCAGGAAGACUUUAAGCUCAGAUCUUGAGAAAAUUGCUUUUAUUAAGUCUAAACCAGCAACAAAAAAGAUCAACAAGUGGAUUUCAGACUCAACACAUAACUUGAUUAAGAAUAUGAUUGCUCCGGGUGUCAUUGACAAGGAUACGCUGAUGAUUUUAAUCAAUUGCAUCUAUUUUGGUGGAAAAUGGGCAGAUCCGUUCAUACCAAAUGCCAAUCUUUUUGAAAACUUUACAGCUAUUGAUGAAAGUGUCAAGACAAUCGAGUUUAUGUAUCAAAGCUCAGUUCUGAAUUUUAGCAAAGACGUACCAGAGCUGAAAGGAGCAUCAGCAGUGUCACUUAAUUACGACAAUACAACUGUUUCGAUGUUGUUUGUGCUGCCACCAGCUGAUGUCGAUUUUAAGUCGUGGAUGUCGAGUAUUAAUAAAAUCAACUGGUCGGCAGUUGACAAGUCAAUGAAGCCUGUUGAAGUAAGGCUCAGAAUCCCGAAAUUUAACAUCACAUUCGAUGAUGACAUGAAAAAAUUUUUAAAAAAGAUGCAAAUUAAUUCAAUUUUUGAAAAUGAAGCACAUUUGGAUAAAAUAUUUGCAGGACAAAAGGCAAAAGUUGAGAAUUUGUUUCAUAAAACAAUCAUACAAGUCGAUGAGGUUGGAACUGUCGCAGUUGGAGUUGCUGUCAUGAAGAUUGUCAGCUAUUCUAUGCCAUUUAAUCCUCCUGAGUUUACAGCAAAUCGACCAUUUAUAUUCUUUAUAAGAAGUGGACCGACUAUUAUGUUUGUUGGACAAUAUGUUGAAUGA
Molecule: messenger RNA, 1167 nt
Organism: Chironomus riparius
Lineage: Eukaryota; Metazoa; Arthropoda; Insecta; Diptera; Chironomidae
Source: the annotation of a GenBank genome assembly